Molecule: messenger RNA, 1665 nt
Organism: Micromonas commoda
Lineage: Eukaryota; Viridiplantae; Chlorophyta; Mamiellophyceae; Mamiellales; Mamiellaceae
Exons: 1
Coding region: 1-1665 (554 amino acids)
Source: RefSeq, a predicted model, not a curated record
AUGUCGCUCUCCGGCGCCGUGUGCAGCGUCAUGCUGUACAGCAACCUGGCGUGGUCCGUCGACAACCAGGUCACGCUCGAGUUCUCCACCCCCCACGGCGUCGCCCCGAACGGCGUGCUGCUGUGCGCCACCGCGACGGGCCACAGGUUCGACCGCUCGUCGUUCACGGUGAACGCGCUCGAGGAGGGCGGCUCGCAGUUCGUGUCCGGCAACGCGCAGACGGUGACCAGCAGCGCGGCCACCGACCUGCGCGCCUUUGGUGGCGCGACCUCAUGGAACCAUCGCGCCGUGGAGACGGGCGUCGCCGCUGACGUCCUCGGCACCGACGCCUACUACGCCUCCACCUACAUGAGGCGACGAUACGACACCCUCGCCGUGGAUUCCACCGGCGCCAGCCUCGCCGGCGUGUUCCAGGACCCGGUGUGGUCCACGACGGAUGCGACGCGCAAGAACGACACCGAUUUUUACAUCGCCAAGCUCUCCGACGCGACGCUCACCGACACCGAGCGGCAGACGCACGCGGCGACGCUCGCGGAGCUAAACCGGCCGACGGGCAACUGCGCGUUGCUCUCCGGCAGCUGGGCCAAGGACACGAGGUACGAGCUCAAGUUCACGGCGCCCAACCCGGCUCAAUCCACGGGCGCGACGGAGCUCGGAUGGUGGAUGGCGCCGGUGACGUACGCAAAAACGUCCUCCACCGCACCCGCGGGCGCCGGGGGCAUGGAACCGUCGAACCGGGUGCUUUACACCGUGCGCGGGGAUAAGAAUGGCGUCGUGUGCGGUGCACGCGCCACGGUCAAAAACGUCCUCCACGACGCGUGCGCCGCGCUCGCCCUCUCCGGCGCGAACGCUUCGGUGGCCGCCGCAUCCGUUCCAGCCGCGUGCGCCGACUCGCUCCGGUGGACGUCGAGGGCGGAGGCGACGAACGGGCUGGGGUGCGGCGCGAGCGCGCAGGCGGCGUGCGGCGCGUGCGCGGCGAACGCGGUGGCGUCGUACAGGUACUCUGGGCACUGCGUGAGCUGCGAGAACGGCGCGGCGGCGACAGUCUCGGACGGCGGCGUCAACAGGAACUCGUGCGCCUGCGCCGCGGGCAGGACCACGCUCAAGGCUGGCGGCAGCGCGUGCGGUCCCAAGAUGGGACCCGCGGGAACGUCCACGUCGGCGGCGGCGCUCGCGGCUGAGCUGUGCGCGUCUUUCACCGGGGUCAAGACUGGUUUGUCCGGCGGUCCCUCGGCGGGGAAGACGACGGGCGUGGGCGGGGGCGUCGCGGCGGGUGCGCACGCGAUCGCCACCGCGCACGUGGACGCGUUCCUAGCCGCGGCGGGCUCGCUGGUGGACGCGGCGGACGUCGCGGCUGCGAACGUCACCUACCGCUCGACGCUCAUGUUUGACGAGCGAGCGCCGGAUGACCCGACUCGGAGACGCGGUCUCGCGGGUCGGUGCGCCGAGUGCGGGGCGGACGGGACGUUCGUGGACAACUACGGGCGCGUCGGGUCGGUCAAGGAUGUCCAAUUCGACGCGGUGCACGCGCUGAGGCUGAUCGGGUACGUGCUGCACCUGAAGGGGUACGACUGCGACGCGCUCUACAACCCGGAUGAUAAGUUUGUCGGGAUAUACGGCGCCUACGAGGCGGCGCCGGUGUGUGGCGUGGCGACGCCCGCGUGA